Rosa rugosa (rugosa rose) is the source of this 3314-nucleotide messenger RNA. Its product is annotated as nuclear intron maturase 1, mitochondrial. The coding region runs from base 39 to 2147 and encodes 702 amino acids. NCBI's taxonomy places the organism in Eukaryota, Viridiplantae, Streptophyta, Magnoliopsida, Rosales, Rosaceae. Gene Ontology annotation, biological process: mRNA processing. The transcript is spliced from 2 exons. The record is from RefSeq and is a predicted model, not a curated record.
UAAGAACUUGAAUGCCAUCCCAUUCACAUUGAACUGGUAUGGGAAAGGGCACCGCACACUCCCUCCCUCGCUUCAUCUUCUCACUGCGACCUUUCGUCGAGCACCUGGUGCGCACCUCCCAUUUUCCCAGACCUUCAACUUUCGCUCGCGCUCUCUCUUCUUCCCUCACCGCCCCACCUCCCCUGAAAGACCAGCAAGACCCCUACGCCCUCCUCAAACAAGACCCAAUUGAAAUCUGCUCCAAUCUCUGGGUCAAAGCCUUCUCCUCCCCACCAACCACGACCUUCCCCAACCUCACCGGCUUCCUCUCCAAAUUCGACCUCUGGGUCCUCGCCUACCAGCGCUGCUGCGCCCACGUGACCGGCACGUUCCCUCCCCGCAACGCCGUCCACUCCCACGUCCUCCACGACCUCCUCUCCCUCCGAAACGCCGUCGUUAAAGGAAACUAUGCCUGGAACAAGAAGACCCACCAGUUCAUUCGGAGCCCCAACGACAGGCCCAGCACCGAGGUCGUCUCCAAGCGGAAGCUCCAGGCAAUGCUCGAGUCCGACGAGCCUUGCUUUCAGGAUAGGAUUGUGCAGGAGGUGUUGCUGAUGAUCAUUGAGCCGGUUUUCGAGGCCCGAUUCUCGCCGAAAGCCCAUGGGUUUCGGCCCGGCCGGAAUGCCCACACUGUAAUUCGGACCAUCCGGAGCAACUUCGCCGGGUACUUGUGGUUUCUGAAGGGAGAUGUCAGUGAGGUUUUCGAAAAUGUGGAUGGAAAUGUGGUGAUGGGUUGCUUGGAGCAGGCAGUGAGGGAUAGGAAGAUAUUGGGUUUGGUGAAAUCUGCACUCAGAGCACCGAAUCGGAUACAGAGCAGUGAUGGUGAUGAACAAUGGCCGAGGAAGAAGAAGAAGAAGAAGGUUUCAAAGAAGAAGAAGAUUUUGAAUGACAAGGAAGCGAAACCGGACCCGUAUUGGCUCAGAACCUUUUUCAACUUUGCACCUGAGGAAGCAGCUAAGGUACCUUGUUAUGGGAACUGUGGAAUUUUGAGUCCUUUACUUUCGAAUGUGUGUCUGAAUGAGUUGGAUCAAGUUAUGGAAGAGAAGAUAGUUGAGUUUUUUAGGCCAUCUGAGACUGAUUCUAUAUGGAAAAAUUCGAUUAAUGAUGGCUGUCAUAACCCGGCUUGGCCGGAGUUUGUGCCUGCGAGUGGGGAUGAGAAAACAAGGAAAAUGGAUUACAUUAGGUAUGGGGGUCAUUUCUUGAUUGGUAUUCGAGGGCCUAGAGAGGAUGCAGUGGAUAUGCGAAAGCAAAUCAUUGAGUUUUGUGAGAGAAGAUUCGGGUUAAGGUUGGAUAAUGCUAAAUUGGAGAUUGAACACAUAACUAGGGGGAUUCAGUUUUUGGACCAUAUAAUUUGCAGGAGGGUUAUACACCCUACACUUAGGUACACAGCCACUGGUGGUAAUGUUGUGAGUGAAAAAGGUGUAGGGACUUUGCUUUCAGUUACUGCUAGCUUACAACAAUGUAUUCGCCAAUUCCGGCGGCUUGCAUUUGUUAAGGGUGAUAAAGAUCCUGAGCCAUUGCCCUGCACUCCGAUGCUUUACUCGAGUCAAGCUCAUACUAACUCUCAGAUGAAUAAGUUAUUGGAGACCAUGGCUGAUUGGUACAGAUACGCUGAUAAUCGCAAGAAAGUUGUUGGUUUUUGUGCUUAUGUGAUUCGCAGCUCUUUGGCUAAACUGUAUGCUGCAAGGUAUAGACUAAAAUCAAGGGCCAAAGUGUAUAGUAUAGCUACCCGCGAUCUCAGUCGUCCACUGAGGGAGAGCAGUAACAACUCUGCACCUGAAUAUUCUGAUCUAUUAAGGAUGGGACUUGUUGAUGCAAUUGAAGGUGUUCGGUUCUCGCACAUGUCUUUGAUCCCAUCUUGUGAUUACUCGCCAUUUCCUAGGAAUUGGGUUCCAGAUCAUGAGCGGCUCUUACGAGACUACAUCAGACUUGAAGACCCAAAGUUCUUCUGUGCCUUACAUAGAUCAAUUAAAAAAGAUGGUUUAAGUUUGCCUCAAGAUGAGAUAUCUGAACUUCUGUGGCAUUUCAAGUCCGUUGGGGUUCGGAACUAUCUGCUAAAGGAGAAAAGGAAACAAAAACAUGAUGUCGUGGACAUUCGUGGUACAUGAUGAAAUCUAUCACAGAGCGGAAUAUGAAACUUCCUCAAAUUGUUUACCAGGCAGAGACCUGCUUGAAAUGCUAAUGGCCAUUGUUUCCACUUCCAUGGAAAGGUCUGUGAGCUAAACAUUAUAUACUUCUUUCAGUGUCUAAUUGCUUGUAGCUGUAGCUGGAUUGAGAAGGAAUGACUGUGAUUUGGGAUUUGAAUGCUACACAUGAAUAGCUGGCCAAUGGUUUGAUAACAGUUCCUCAAAUGGUCUGCCCUCGAGUACUUUUUAGCUGAGCAAGAAAUCAUUUCAAAGAUUGAAGGCAUUUAUCUGGUUUUGGGAGAUUUGAUAGAGGACACGAGUGAAGAUAUUUAAGUUGAUUCUAUGGAAGUAUGCUGCAAAUGAUCAAGAAAGGAGUCCGAAGUAAGCUUUUGAAUAUUUGCUGUUGCGACUUUGGCAUUUGUAGGGAAGAUAAGUGAUUACAGUAUUACACUACAACCAACUUUCAUGCUUUACAAUCAUAGAGAAUUCAUUAAUCUAAGAUAGCCUUGAUAUUCAUAUAUAGCAUUUAUCCAUCACCAACUUUGAUGCUUAGACGUCUCUGCAUCCUUGAGUGGUGGGUGGGAGUUUCAAUGCAAAGCUUCUCUAGAGCAAGAUCUUUGAACAGAUUUCAAAAACAGAGAUCCAGAAGAAUCUGGAAGAACAUGUCCUUGUUGGCACAACCACCGAGUUUCUUGAUCCUACCUUUCUCAACAAACAUUGUGAGCUCAGGAUCGUAGACGAUAGUCUUGCCAAUGUUCCUGAACCUGUGCUCCUUCUGCUUCAGCGAAACAAAGCCUGGAAGGUCGGUGGUGCCCUGUCUCCACAAUGUCUGAUCGUAGGAUGCCUUUGGGAAGACACAACUCUUCCCACCCUUCAUGGAACUUCUGCUUGCAGAGAGCUUCACCCUGGUAAAUCUCUGUCAUUUCUGUAACUUUUGAUCAGUUCAGAAGCCUUUUGAUCAGUUCAGAAGCCGUCUUCGAUACUGGAGGAAUUGGCAAGAAUUAAGAGCUACCAGAGGAAAUUGAAUAGGGUUGGAGCAACAGGAUCUGUCUAACUAUUCUGCUUCAAGUUACUACUACUUGUACGCAACACACUGUUUAAUGUGGUCAUUUAGCAUGAUGAAUUCAAUUUGAAGCCGAUUCUUCUUCA